CUGGCGCUAGUUUCUGCAGCCAAGGUCAGCUGUGAAGAUCAAAAAUAGAGCUGGCUUCGUUUGUCAUCCAGCCUUAGGCGCCACCCAGUAUCUUUGUCCGAGUCUUGAUGGCAGUACAAAAUCGCAGAGACCACAGGAAGUCAUGACCGAUGCACCCAUGACAAAGACCGAUCCAGAGGCAGAGGAACACUACACCCGUCUCCACAUUGCGCCUCUGAAUCCCGAGCUCCUCAAGGUCAUUGUACCACAAGCUGUCCUCCCAAAAGCUCGCGAAAUCUCCUACCACACACUCCAGGCCUUCCCCGAGCGGCCAUACGGUUUCAUCGAAAUCCCCUCUGCCGCCGCUCAGAAGAUCAAGAGCAAGCUCAACGGGGCAGUUCUGAAAGGCGUCAAGAUUCGGGUUGAACCUGCCCGACCGGACAACAUGCCGAAGCCCGAUCCCGAUGCGAUCAUCAGCACUGCUGCCGGCGGUGACCUGGAGCGCAAAUCGAAGAAGUCCAAAACUGAGAAGCGAGAGAAGAAGAGGAAGCGUGACCCCCAGGAGAUUGCCGGCAUUGAGUUAGAAGAGGGCCGCAAGAUUAAGCGCGGCUGGACGGUCACGCCAGACGAGGCAAAGGCCAAGAAGAAGAAAGAGAAGGAGAGAGAAAAGGCAAAGUCCAAGUCAGGGAAGGACAAAAAGGAGAAGGAGGGGAAGGACAAGAAGGAUAAGAAGAAGAGACGGAGAGAUGCCGAGUCCGAAUACACCGAUGGGCCUGAAUGCUUGGUGAAGACACAACUUCCACCCAACAAGCGUGAUACUGUGGCUGGUGACUCUCAAGGCGAGGCAAAAAAGUCAAAGAAACACAAGACGCACGAAGUUGUUGUCCAUGAGUUCAAGAACACAACAAAGUUCCCUACAUACUUCAAGGCUUCUAAGGGCGCCACUACAUCUGGAACCGGAUAUGAAUUUGUGGAGGGCAAGGGCUGGGUGGACAGCGAUGGAAAUGUGGUUGAGAACAUCAAAAGCACGAGACCCAAGGGCUUGCCAACGACCCUAGUCGAGAGGAAGACUUCCAAGGAUGAUGAGGACGAGGAUGACACUACUAGUAGCAGUGGAAGCUCUUCAGAAGAGGAGGGGGAGGAUUCUGAGGCUGAGGAUGACAACAUUGCUGCGAAGAAGGAGCGCAAAGCUGCACACCCAGCCCUCAAGUCUUUGGCUAUAGAUGUUGCGACCAGCACGGGCUCGGAGAGCCCCCAAGAUUCUGCUCGACCAAAGUCCUCGAGCUCGGCCAGGAGCCUCACAAUCAAGAUACCCCCGGCAACCCCUUCCUCCAACAAAAUCCAUCCUCUCGAAGCUUUGUACAAGCGGCAACAGCAAGACAAAGCAGAGGAUAAGGCAGACACCACAGCUGAUCAGCCUUUUUCAUUCUUCAGCGGGCAGGAUCUUGAGGAAGAAGACGACAACGACCUUGGCCAAGGAGAAGGGGUGGGUGGCUCCGGGAUCGAUAAUGACGAAAACAGCAGUCAGGCAGGUCCCUCCCAGGGCAGCCAGCUGCCCAUGACUCCUUUCUCUAAGCAGGACUUUGAGUGGCGAGGUAUGCGGAGUGCAGCUCCCACCCCCGAUACUGCCCAUCCCAGCCGGUAUUCAAGGAUUUGGCCACUCAGAGAUGACAGGGAGGAGAGCCCAGGCAUCCCAGAGGGUGAGGAAUAUCAUGAUCAAUCGAACAGCCCUAUGGGUGCCAGCCAGGCAAAUGAUGAGGAGGGAGAACAGACCAACCCCAGCACUGACUUCCAGAAGUGGUUUUAUGAGAACAGAGGCGACCUCAAUCGGUCUUGGGCGAAGAGGAGAAAGACAGCAGCCAAGCAGAAGAGGUAUAGGGAGAACAAGGCCCGGGCCGCUUGAUCAACAGAUGGCAGCUAUCGGUUACUUAAUUAGACAGUUGCACAACUGAACAGCCUUUUUUUGGCUCAACACCUGCCACCAUUGUAGUUUAAUCCUUGUCAAUUUCGUCUAUGAAGCCUGGUUAUGCUACUGCCAUGUUCAGUCGAAGCAGC
Molecule: messenger RNA, 2034 nt
Organism: Diaporthe batatas
Lineage: Eukaryota; Fungi; Ascomycota; Sordariomycetes; Diaporthales; Diaporthaceae
Exons: 1
Coding region: 143-1882 (579 amino acids)
Source: RefSeq, a predicted model, not a curated record